GCGGAGGGUGACGCUGCUGAGGCGGAGGCCGCGCCUCAGUCUCGUCUCUGCCGCCCGCCGCCGCCGCCGCUCUCCACCCCGCUGGGCCGGAGGAAGACAGAAGCAGGCCGAGGCGACCCGCGCCGCGGAGGACGAGGAGGCCCAGGCGGUCCCUGAGGCGGCGGAGGGCCCCGUCGCUGGCUCGGCCGCGUUCCCCUUCCUCGUCUGCACAACAUGGCCGCGGAGUCCUCCUGAGGCGAUUCCGCGCAGCGCCCGUCCGCCUGCCGGGCCUCCUCCUUCCCUCCCUCCCUCGCUUCGCCUGCUCUUUCCCCUUCUGGCCGUCCAGCCUCCGCCGGGCCUCUCCUUCUCGGCCUGCUUCCCCGUGGAGGGAGCGGGUCAUGGGCUGCUGCGCCGGCAGAGGAGCCGCGGACGAAGCCGGGCAGGCCGCGCCGACCUCGACGAAGACGCUCGCAGCCGCCGCAGCCCCGCCGAUGGCUCCCGGGCGCCGCUAGUCCCCAGCGAGCGAGCGAGCGAGCGAGGAGGGACCCGAGAGACAGCCCCGCCGCCUUUCCCGAGAGAGUUUUGAGGCCCCGUUGCAGCUGAAGCCAUAGUAGCAGAGCUUGCUUCCCUGCACCAGGAGGCCACAGAGUGGAGAGGAGGGGACCAAGGGAGCAUUGAGGUCACCAUGGCCCACUCGCCAGUUGCGGUACAGGUGCCUGGCAUGCAGAACCAUAGAGCAGACCCCGAAGAACUUUUCACAAAACUAGAACGCAUUGGGAAAGGCUCAUUUGGAGAAGUCUUUAAAGGAAUUGAUAAUCGGACACAACAAGUGGUUGCUAUAAAAAUUAUAGACCUUGAGGAGGCAGAAGAUGAAAUAGAAGACAUCCAGCAGGAGAUAACCGUUCUAAGCCAGUGUGACAGCCCUUACGUAACAAAAUACUAUGGCUCCUAUUUAAAGGGCACAAAGUUAUGGAUAAUAAUGGAAUACUUAGGUGGAGGAUCGGCAUUGGACCUACUCCGUGCCGGCCCAUUUGAUGAGUUCCAGAUUGCUACAAUGCUAAAGGAAAUCUUGAAAGGUCUUGACUAUCUCCAUUCAGAGAAGAAAAUCCACAGAGAUAUAAAAGCUGCCAACGUGUUGUUGUCAGAGCAAGGAGAUGUUAAGCUUGCAGAUUUUGGAGUUGCGGGGCAACUGACUGACACGCAGAUUAAGAGGAACACCUUUGUAGGCACACCGUUUUGGAUGGCCCCUGAAGUCAUUCAGCAAUCGGCCUAUGACUCAAAAGCUGAUAUUUGGUCACUGGGAAUCACUGCUAUCGAACUGGCCAAGGGAGAGCCCCCUAACUCAGACAUGCAUCCAAUGAGGGUUCUUUUCCUCAUUCCCAAAAACAACCCUCCAACCCUAAUAGGAGACUUCAGCAAACCCUUUAAAGAGUUUAUUGACGCAUGCCUGAACAAGGACCCAACUUUUCGUCCGACAGCGAAAGAACUCCUAAAGCACAAAUUCAUUCUGAAAAAUGCCAAGAAGACGUCUUACCUGACGGAGCUUAUUGAUAGAUUUAAGAGAUGGAAAGCAGAAGGACACAGUAGUGACGAAACAGAUUCUGAUGGUUCUGAUUCUGAGUCUAGCAACAAGGAGAACAAUUCUCACCCAGAGUGGAGUUUUACUACAGUUCGGAAGAAGCCAGAUGCCAAGAAACUGCAGAACGGAACAGACCAAGAUCUCAUGAAAACCCUGAGCUGUUUAACAAUGAUAAUCACACCUGUAUUUGCUGAGCUUAAGCAGCAAGACACCAAUAACGCUAGCAGGAAGAAAGCGAUUGAAGAACUUGAAAAAAGCAUCAAUAUGGCAGAAGCAACAUGUCCAGGGAUCACAGAUAAAAUGGUGAAGAAACUUAUGGAGAAAUUUCAGAAGUUUUCUGUUAAUGACUCCUCCUAAGAAACAUUCUACCAGUGAUGCUGUUCCACACGGACCCAGUAUAGCCCACCAAAACCUACUAUAAGCUUGGCAAUGCUUCGUUCAUGAGCUCCUUGUGCCUUUUUUGGAUCAUUGCAACAUAUUUGAUGAUCGGGGAUUUGAAAGGACUUAACUCCACUAUUUUGUGAUGGGUAUACAUGCUUUUUUGUAUUUCCAGGACAUUCUUUUUUGUAAAGAGCAACUUUUAAUAUUGUAGUUUUCACCUAUUUAAUCCAGUUUAAAAACAGAAACAGUGAGGCACAGUUUUGCUUCUAGACGUGACGAGGGGCUACCAAUUGCCAAUUUCCACGUGCGGAAUCCGGGGUGUCCAGAGAUCGGUGGACUUGCACCCUUUCACUUGAGUUCAUAGAAAGUACGUGUGCCGUGUGUUUCAACAUUUUGUUACUCUCCCAAAGAAGACUGUUUGUCUUCUCGUCGCUGUUUUUUCCAUGUCCGCAUAAGUUAUAGCUCUUCUCAGUCACUAAAACUAGGCUUCAAAAUAGCUUUCCACAAGAAUAUACAUGAGAGCACCUCAGCCUAUAGGAUGUUGCUAUAGCACCUGCUUGAUCACCACAGUCUUUAUUUUCGGCCCCUGUAAAUGUAACAAACCUGCAAGAAUAUCAACUAUUUUGAAAAUUGGUACAGUAUUUUAGGCAGCUCUGUGAUCACCUGCAUUUGAGAGCAAUAUGUCAAUAGCUUUGCAAGUUAACACGUAGCGACUGAUAAUAGCUUAGUGUACAGUUUGUAUGUAUUACCUUUUAGAGCAGGGUUUCAGUCGUCGUUCAUCAUGGUAGGAAAUUUUAAAGCAAUACCGUUGAAGGGCAGGGGAGCUUUUAGCAAUAACGGACACAAUAUGGCUCAAUUUAAUCGUUUGUUCCUCUCCCCCCCCCUCCCCGGUAAAAUGGGGAAAGAGAAGCUCAUUCUGUGUUUGGGGAGGGGAACCUGGGAGAAGACCAUGGCAUGCGAUACAUACCUCACGAGCAGGUAUAAGUGUGUGACACCAGCGUUUUGUGUGGUGGUGUAUUUUCCUGUAAGAUAUUUAUACACUUAUGUUCUGAAAGUACAUUACAUGCAAUGCAUCACCAUAUGCUUAAUUUCCCCCAACCCCAAAGUGUAUUUUAAAUAUGUAUUUACCAGUUAAUAUGCAAAUAACUGAGUUAUAGAUAUUCUUUCACAAAAAGAUAGUACUGUGCAGUAUGGAGUGAUUUUUUUUUUCAUAAAAGGUAGAUAAAAUUAUAAACUUGCUUUCAAUUAUGUAUUUAUGGUACUGUUUAGAUGGGGUAAUAUCUUCUUUUUUUUUCCUUUUCAACCCAGUAUGUAUAUUAUGCUGAAGUUUGAAGUGGGGUUGUAUUUCAGUCCUUAGCUGUGGAACUGUUGGUGUAAAUUUAUUUUUGAUAAGAAGUCUGGAUGUGUUUAAUUUUAUAGUUUGGAUCUGCACAUUUUUGGGGGGUUUUGCACAAAAGUCAUUUUAAAGGAUUUGAAAUAUAUCUGCCAAAUACUGAAAGGCAUUAAUGGAGUGCAAGCAAAUAUUGAUUUUUUUUUUUUAGUUAAAAGUUGCCAUUACAUCCUUUUUUAAAAAGAAAAAAAAAGUUAUAAAGAUACUGGCGAGAGAUGGUGGUUAGAAAUGCCAAGGGCAAUUAUUUUCAAUGGUGCCUACACUGUAAAAAAAAAUUACUUUUAACUCCUUUGUUUUAAUUUUAAAGAAACGUUUGUUAAAAAAAAAAAUCUUUCAUCGCUAUAUAACUGAAACACAAUUAGAAUUUAUAUCUAAGGAAAAAAGUCUGGACAUAGUUUUUGAAAACAAUAAUGUUAUGGAUUAAAUAAAAUAUUUUUAUAAAUGUAAAAGCAGCAAAAAGUUGUAAAUACUGUUGAUCUGAAGCUUUACAAAAUAACUGCAUCACCGAUACAGAACUGUAGUGCUCUUCCCUUUAGCUGUUAGUCCUGUAAAUCUGUUGAUAGAUGAAGCUUCUUUCAAUGUUUUUUGGGGGAGGGGGGGCAGGCAAGGGGCAGCAGAAGGUUGACUGGUUUAAAAAAAAUAAAUAUUUAAGUUCUGUAA
This is a messenger RNA of Elgaria multicarinata webbii, 3989 nucleotides long. RefSeq names its product serine/threonine kinase 26 (gene STK26). The transcript is spliced from 12 exons. Gene Ontology annotation, biological process: negative regulation of cell migration; protein phosphorylation. The coding region runs from base 665 to 1915 and encodes 416 amino acids. The record is from RefSeq and is a predicted model, not a curated record. Gene Ontology annotation, cellular component: cytoplasm. Gene Ontology annotation, molecular function: ATP binding; protein serine/threonine kinase activity. NCBI's taxonomy places the organism in Eukaryota, Metazoa, Chordata, Lepidosauria, Squamata, Anguidae.